GGAGAUUUCCAGAAAAAACCAUCAUCUUAUUCUCCAGAAAUGUCCACACCAUUCUUUAUAUACCCAUCAAUCUCCCACUUCUCUGUCCAUCUCUUCAAUCCAAAAGAUUCAAAAAAAUAUUUCUUCUUCUUAAAUUAUACAUAAAAAAUGUCACAAUCUGUCUCCAAUUUUAGUCUUUCUCUUCCUCUACUGUCAAGAACCAACUCAACUCGAUCAAGAAACAACCCGGUUAGUUUCUUGAAAACCAAUGGAGUAAUCUAUAAUUUUCCUCAUACGAGAAGAAUUUCAAGCACUAAAGCUAUGGCGGCAGCAGCAGAGAGCAGAGACAAUCUUGAUCAUCUUCAAAGACCUAAUGCCAAUCAACAACAGCCGAGUCAACCCAAGAAAAGAGUUGCUCCUGUUUCACCAGUAGGGUUAUGGGACAGGUUUCCAACAGCAAGAACAGUAGAACAAAUGAUGGAAACAAUGGAAAGAAUAAUGGAAGAUCCAUUCACAUACUCAACUAACUGGUCCACCUCAUCGCCAUCUCCGAUGAAUCAACGAAACGGGUUCGGAAGAGGACGAACGCCAUGGGAGAUAAAAGAAGCCGAAAAUGAGUACAAAUUGCGGUUCGACAUGCCUGGAAUGACCAAACAAGAUGUUAAAAUAUGGGUUGAAGACAAAAUGUUGGUUCUUAAAGCCGAGAAAAAGGUCGAAAAACAAGACGAAGACGACGACGAAGAGUGGUCUGCUAAAAGCUAUGGGAAGUAUAGUAGUAGAAUUGCUUUGCCGGAGAAUAUUCAGUUUGAGAAGAUUAAAGCUGAGGUUAGAGAUGGUGUUUUGUAUAUUAGUAUACCUAAAGCUACUAGUUUUGCCAAGAUUCUUGAUAUUAAUGUUGAGUGAUAGAUCAAAUUAAUAUUAUUAGUAGUUAAUUGAUGGAUGAAAAAUAAAGUUUUAUCAA
This is a messenger RNA of Mercurialis annua (annual mercury), 940 nucleotides long. RefSeq names its product small heat shock protein, chloroplastic-like. Gene Ontology annotation, biological process: response to heat. The record is from RefSeq and is a predicted model, not a curated record. The transcript is spliced from 2 exons. Lineage: Eukaryota; Viridiplantae; Streptophyta; Magnoliopsida; Malpighiales; Euphorbiaceae. Bases 148 to 882 code for a protein of 244 amino acids.